Molecule: messenger RNA, 1479 nt
Organism: Penicillium riverlandense
Lineage: Eukaryota; Fungi; Ascomycota; Eurotiomycetes; Eurotiales; Aspergillaceae
Product: putative MFS transporter
Exons: 4
Coding region: 1-1479 (492 amino acids)
Biological process (GO): transmembrane transport
Cellular component (GO): membrane
Molecular function (GO): transmembrane transporter activity
Source: RefSeq, a predicted model, not a curated record
AUGGCUGACCUCGACAAGGACACAUCCAUUACUAUUGCGCCUGCAGUGAUGAUGGGCAAAGAAGCAGAGGUCCCAGCCAACUCGGAUGCAAUUCCCCUCGAGAUCGGGGCGGAGUGGGCUGCCCUGGAGAAGCAGGUCCGGUGGAAGGUCGACAUUCGUCUCUGCACCAUUGCAGGACUCCUCUGCAGUCUCAAUCUGCUAGACUCGGGAAUAUUGUCAUCGGCCGCGGUGACAAGUAUGCUCGAAGAUCUCGACCUGAAUCAAGGAAAUCGGUACUCCGUGUCCAUCUUCAUCUUCACAAUCGCCAGCGUCAUCUUCCAGCUGCCGUGUACCCUGGCAGUCCGCUUCGUUGGACCCCGGGCCUGGUUCGCAAUAAUUACAUUUGCGUUUGGACUGCUCACCCUGUGCACGGCGUUCAUCCACACCUGGCGCCAGAUGAUCGCCCUGCGCGUCCUUCUGGGCAUUGCCAUGUCCGGCAUUUACCCGGGCCUGACCUAUCUCAUCAGCGCGUGGUACCCGCGGCGGGAGCAGCAGCUUCGGUUUGCCUUUGUCCAGUCCGGCGAGGUACUCGUCUUGGCUACAGGGAAUCUGGUCAACUUCGGCCUCAACCACUUGGACGGCAAGGCGGGUUUGGCAGGGUGGAGGUGGAUGUACAUCGUCCAAGGGUCGAUCAGCUGUUUACUGGGGAUUCUGACCUACUGGUGGAUGGUGGACUUCCCGGAAAAUGCCCAGCGCAGCUUCUGCUUCCUCUCGGACCGCGAAGUGCGUGUGGCGGCGCGCCGGAUCCAGGAUGAUCGAGCCGACCUCGUUCCGGAGCCGUUCGCAUGGCGCACUGUCCUGGCCAAUUUCACCGAUCCCAAGAUCUAUGGGUUCUCGGUCAUGUUCUUCUUGCUCAACAUGAUCUCGACGUGUCUGUCGUACUUUCUCCCCAUCAUUCUUGAGUCGGGCAUGGGAUUUUCGUCCAAUAAGUCCAUCCUUCUCUCGACGCCACCCUACUAUUACGCUGUAAUUCCGGUCAUUCUCACGUCCUUGAUCGGGGAUAUCUACCGCAUCCGAGGUCCGCUAAUCAUAUUCAACGCGAUUGUGCUCAUCGCCGGAUUUCUGAUGUUCGGCCUCCCCGUCUCAACGCAAGUGACGGUGCGGUACAUUGGGACCUUUCUUGCUACCGGAGCCUACGUCUCUAACUGGGCGGCGCUGAAUGCCUUUCAAGCCAACAACAUCGUUGGCCAAUGGAAGCGUGCAGCCACCGCCGCAGCAGUAACUGCAUGCAAUGGGCUAGGCGGCGUGGCAGGCAGCUUUAUCGUGCGUCAGAAUGAGGCUCCGGAGUAUCUGACUGCGGUGUGGGUGUCUAUCGGCUCCCAUAUCCUCAUGAUCUUACUUGUGGGUACCUUUUCAUUGUACUUUUACAUUGCCAAUCAACAGCAAAAACGAGGGCUCAAAACGCUGGAGGGCGUGCCCGGAUUCAGAUACACUUACUAG